This is a messenger RNA of Anguilla anguilla (European eel), 3369 nucleotides long. It is a transcript of the gene ap5b1, whose product is annotated as adaptor related protein complex 5 subunit beta 1. Bases 141 to 2981 code for a protein of 946 amino acids. Gene Ontology annotation, cellular component: lysosomal membrane; AP-type membrane coat adaptor complex. NCBI's taxonomy places the organism in Eukaryota, Metazoa, Chordata, Actinopteri, Anguilliformes, Anguillidae. The record is from RefSeq and is a predicted model, not a curated record. The transcript has 3 exons. Gene Ontology annotation, biological process: endosomal transport.
AUGAUCACAUGAUUCUUCAGUACGGAACUAACAUCAGAACAUGGAAAUAAAAUGGAAAAGACUGCAGACGUUUAGUAUUUAUUUUUUAUAUUUUCCUUUAAGCAGAAAGAUGAUGGAUUGAAUUUGGACAACUUUUCGCGAUGACAACUGCAAGUCCCUGGCCCCAGAGAAUCUCGGCUUUCUCACUCAGUCCAUCGCAGUUCUUGUCCAGCACAACGCCGGAUGGCUUCCUAGCUGAGCUCCUGUUCGAGCUUAGAGAUGACAAGGCGAGCGAGAGCAUCAAGAUUCUCCUGCUGUCCCUGCUGCAGGAGUACCCCAAUGUCCUUUGCCCCAGCUACACGGCGGGGGAGGAGACGGUCCUUGAACUUCUGGCCAUCUUCAACCAGGCUCCCGUCCGAGCCGUCAACCUCAGGUGCCACCUAAUGCUGGCGAUCACCAAUGUCCUGGUGUGCGCUUCCCGUCUGGACGACCAGGGCAACGCGGCGGAGUGCGUCCUGGACCUCCUGUUUCAGACGGCCCAGGACACGAACGACCUGAAGGACGGGCAGGCCCUGCGCCCUCUUAGGGCCGUGGCCUGCGACUGCCUCCGCGAGGUGGAGACCUCUUUCCCCGGCCUGUUCUCCCAGAGGCUGGAGGCCCUCUACCUCCUGAAGCAGCAGGAGAUGACGCCCCUGCACCAGGCCUACUGCGUCUUGUACACGCUGAGCCUGAAGAACGCCAUUCACCUCUUGUCCCGGGGAGACGGGGCUCCCGGCGGGGACAUAAAGAGCCUUUUGGCUGGAAACGAGGGGCUGGCUUGGAAGGCCGUCGAGAAGCCCCUGCCCCCCGUCCGUCUGAGCGCCAUGGGCCAGAUCCCCGUGCUGCAGACAAACGCGGACGUCAGGGAGCUCAGGGCCAUCGUCUCCUUGCUGCUGGAGGAGUCCUACCUGCUGACCCCGGUAGCCCAGGCUGCCCUGCUUCGAGAGCUCGUGGAGGUCGUGGCCAUGGUCCAGGCCCUCUCGCCGGCCAUUUUUAAGUCCCAGCUCCUGCGUCUCUGCGGGACCGCGGAGGUCACGCUCAUGCACGCCACGCUGCUCAUGAAGGCGGCCUUCACGGAUAGCCUCUUCACCACGGAGGACGAGAACUUCUUCAUCAAGAGGCUGGUGGGCAUGUCGCAGCACCCUCUGCUGGGCAGCACGCAGAAGCUCUUCUACAUGGACUGCAUCCUUCAUUUCCCGGAGAACCGCCCCAUCUCCUGCAACGGCGAGGAGAGCCUGCCGGUGCUGGUCACCCCUCGCCUGGCCGCCUCCCUCCUGCCCACGGUGUUCAACAACAGCAGCACCAUGCUGUGCAGGCUGAGCCUCCUCAGCCUGGUGUACAUGGAGGCGGACGACGACGACGACAGAGGGGUGAGCUAUCUGUUCGACCACCUGAUGGCGCUCCACAGAAUCGUGGACAACCACGGCACCAGGGAGAUGACGGUCACGUUUUUCAGAGCGGCUUUUACCUUCCUCGGCUAUUUUUACCAGUCCGAGAAGUUCACCUGCGCCCUGACAGCGAGACUUUGCGAACUCUACUCAAGGCACUGUUACCUUGCACCCAACCUGAUCAACUUGGUCGAUCGUACCCAGGAAUGUUUGGGCGAUUCAGGAUGGCCAAUCCAGCUGCUUAAAGCAUUGCAGAAACUGAUUGUGGAGUUGCCAAUCCCAGAUCUGAGUCUCCAGAACCUCAGCUGGCACCUUAAAGUUUUAGGUCGGGUGGCGAGGGAGAGCCAAGUUCCCCAGAGAAGCACCCUGUGCUUUCUGCUCAGCGUCCUGAUCAACUCCAGCCUGUGCUCGGCGGGAGGCUGGCGGUUGGGCAACGCGGUCCUCACGGUCUGUCGAAACCUGCUCCUGCACCCGAGCUUGGAUCAGGUGUUCAUCGAGCUGGCCGACCUCCUGCAGCACACCAUGCUCCGCUACGAGGACGCGGACAUCCGGGACCACGCCAGGUUCUACUACACCCUGCUGACCAACCUGUCGAGGGAGAAGCUCUCGGGGGUCCUGACGAAGGGGCCGGACAUCGGGCCGACGAAAGUGAGGUCCCUGUCCUCUGUCAUGGCGGAAAGCGACGAGCAGUCCAGCUGCUUGACCGUACACCAAACCAGGCAGCCAGUGCUGCAGCUUGUGAAGGUCCCGCAGAGUGAAUCGUGGGAGGCACCCGGCGAGGGGGAGUCCAAGAGCCUCGAGGACACUGAGGUGCUGACGGCCUAUCGGGAACAAUUUCUCAGCCCCGGCUUCGCUUCCGAGGUGAACCUGAAAUGCCACCUGAGGCACGCGGGGGAGGUGAAAGCCUGUCACCACAAGCUCUUCAGCAUCUGCCUCCAUUUCGAGCUGACGGACGCCAAUUACGAAGAAGUCAGAGACAUCACCGUGCCGUGCCUCUUCAAGGACAGGAAGCCCCCGGUCGUGCACCUCAAACUGAGGCCGCGCCGGCCUUACCCGACCCGCCUUCGCACCAGUGCCAUGUUCACCACCGAGGACGGCCUAUCUUGGUACACCCAGCUGCAGGACGUCUUCGUGUCUUUCCCCGAUGUCUUCCUUCCGCUCCCCGUCAAAGCCGAUUGGUCAGGGGAGAGCAGGGAGCAGCUCUUCGACCGCAUCUGGAACGGCACGCGUUCGGAGGACAGCAGCCGGUCGGCCAGCAGCCUGUUCUGCUUCGAGCUCGGGGACCGCAGCCUCUCUGGCCUGGUCAAUCAGGCCUUCCACCCUUACCUGAUCUCCAGGGACCCGAAGCAGGAGUGUUACAAGGUCUUGUUCUUCCUGCCGCCUCAGUGCCACGUGCUGCUGAACAUCACGAACACGGAGGAUGCCGUUCACGUCAGCAUCGCCACUGACAACUGGAAGCUUCUGCCUUACAUAAACUCUUACUUGCAGAAUGUCACAAGCGAGACACACAUUAACGCAGAAAGCCUAGUGCAAGUGCCAGAUGCCAUAACAGAAGAUACCUCACGUGAGAUGUGAAUGGAAUAUGAAGACUGUUUUUUUUACGGAAAUAUUCCCACUUUUAAUGCUUCCCACGUUCGUCUGUGGAGUGAUAUAAAAUUGCCCAUGACUGAAUUCAGUCUUUUGCUAGUGAUUUUCCUUGUAGUAAUGAAUAAUGAAUCCUGUUUUCCUCUUGCAUUUAUUUUCAUGAAGUUAUAUGAAAAUAUUGAUCUGCCUUUUGUUUAGCAUAUUUGCUUUGUAUGAUAUUAAAAAAGAGAACAAUGAUCUGCCACACUAUGCAUUUUAUGAAGUCGCAUAACGUUUUGCCAUGCCUUAGCAACUAUAAUUUACAAGGCCAAAUAUAUUUUCCUUGUGUGGGAAUCCUGUAUAUUCCUUCUAUUUCUGUAAUAAAACAUGACAAGUUGAA